This is a messenger RNA of Sorghum bicolor (sorghum), 1245 nucleotides long. RefSeq names its product eukaryotic translation initiation factor 5B. Lineage: Eukaryota; Viridiplantae; Streptophyta; Magnoliopsida; Poales; Poaceae. The record is from RefSeq and is a predicted model, not a curated record. The transcript has a single exon. Bases 328 to 750 code for a protein of 140 amino acids.
CCCUAUCCCUCCGAACCAGAUUUUUUUUUCCUGCUUCUUCUUCCAUCCUCCCCUCCCUCUCGUUCUCUUCCGCCGUUCCCUCCUCCCCUGCUCUUCUGCUUUUGCCCUGUGAAAUUACGGUCCUGCCCCUAGUGGGUCCCACCAUCUCUGUUCUUACUUUGUACCCUGUCUCUUUUUCUUUCCCCCUUCCCCUGCUCCGCAGACCAGCAGCAUACCACAGGAGCAAAAAAAAAAAAAAAAAAAAAAACUUUGUGCGUCUCCUCCGUCUUUCCUUUGGACGGCUCAGCUCCGCGCUGACGUGGCUAGAGGCGAAGCAUAGCCGUCGAUAUGUCGCUCAGCGAGAAGCUUGAGGCGGCGCGUGUCGCUCUUGGCAAGCGCAAGGAGCGUGAGCGCGAGCUGCAGGCCGCCCAGGCGCAGCAGGCCCAGCCGCUCCCGGUGCCGGCUAAAGCCGAGCCGUGGAAGCCGGCUCCGGUACCGGCUCGCGCGGCAGCACCGGCCGCCGCCGGCGGCGGCAGCGGCAACAAGCUCCUGGCCGGCCACCUGGCCCACGAGUUCCUCGCCCACGGCACGCUCCUGGGGCGGCGGAUCGAGCCGAGCCGCGGGGCCCCUGGCACGGCUCCGGCGCGGGCCGAGCCGGACCCGAAAAGGAGGUACGCGGAGGUGUCGUGGCUGCUAAUGGCGAGCGGGGCCCACGUCCCCGGCGUCGUUAACCCGACGCAGCUCGGCCGCUGGCUGCAGAUAAAGGACUGACGGCCACGUCGGCGGGGGCGUGGCAGGUGGCGCGCCGCCGAUCGACGACCGACGGGCCGACCUGCGUGCGCGGCGCGACAGGGCGGCUGGCUGCUGUUCCGUUCCAAUCCGUCCUGCGGAACAGAACAGAACCGGACCCGAUUCUCCUGCCUGCCUGCCUGCCUGUGCCUUCCUGCUGGGAAAAAAACGGGACAUCGCCCAUCGGCCAAGUGGCUUCGCCAAUUUCCGCCUCGACUCGAUCACUCGGUGGUGCUCUCCUACUCUCCCUUCCAUUCAGGUUGUCUAGAAUCUAGAUCUAGCGAGAUCGUGGUGUACUAGCUUUGUUUUUCUUUGGCGCAUCGUAGUUGUUGUGACAUUACAUUACAUAGUACUUGUUAUACUGCUCUGCUGCCUGCCGUGUGCGUGUAUGUGUAUCGUCGUCGUCCUUGUAUCCGUCCAUGUCUGUUUCUUGCAUGCAAUUGUGUGUGUGUGUGCGCGCGCGCGCGCGUCUCGGAA